AUGUUUAGAUUGACUGCUAGAUCCGCUACACGCUCAUUGAGGUUGCCUGUACAGAAAGCAUCUUUCAUCACUCCAUUAAGAUUUUAUGUUGCUCCACCAAUCACCAGAGAUGAAGUCAUCAAUCGUGCGUUUGAAGCAUUGGGUACCGUCACCACUUUGCAAGGAUCAAACAUAACCUUAGAGAGCUCCUUCCAAAAGGAUUUGGGACUAGAUUCAUUGGACACUGUUGAGGCAUUGGUUGCGUUAGAAGAGGAGUUUGACUUGGAAAUCCCAGACAAGAUUGCUGACGAUAUCAAAACUGUUGGAGAAGCCGUUGACUAUAUUUUGAAAGAGGAGGUAAAAGAAGAAGCUUAG
This is a messenger RNA of Lodderomyces parapsilosis, 354 nucleotides long. It is a transcript of the gene ACP12, whose product is annotated as acyl carrier protein. NCBI's taxonomy places the organism in Eukaryota, Fungi, Ascomycota, Pichiomycetes, Serinales, Debaryomycetaceae. The record is from RefSeq and is a predicted model, not a curated record. The transcript has a single exon. Gene Ontology annotation, cellular component: mitochondrion. Gene Ontology annotation, biological process: fatty acid biosynthetic process. The coding region runs from base 1 to 354 and encodes 117 amino acids. Gene Ontology annotation, molecular function: acyl binding; acyl carrier activity.